AUAGAAAAAACACUAAGAAUUAUUUAAUUAAUUAAAUUCUGUGUUGGUUUGUUGUGUAAUUGGGCCACAGAAAAGAAAGAGACGCGAGAAGGAAAGCAAAACACUCCCAAACCAAAAUUAUAUAAAACACAAAACAAAAUCGCCGUAGAAUUUUGCUUGAAAUCACACUCCUCAAGGACCUCACUAUCUUCUUCUUCACUUUUUCCCUUCCAUGGAUUCUGAGUCUCUGGCUCGCAUUAGGCUUUCUUAGCCACACUGUUCACUUCCAAUUCCUCAAGAUCCUUCUGUAUUGAUUGGCAAUGGCGUUGAAGCGCGGGCUGUCGAGUGCGGGCGUCCAGAGAAACCGAGCCUUCGGAUCUCGAUUCCCUGUUGCGAUUCUUAUUUUCUUUUCACUUCUCGUUCCGUUGAUUUUCUUCGUCGGCCGUGGUCUCCACAUAUCUGAUCAAAAUGACAUUUUAUCCAGUCCUGGUGAAAAGAAUGUCGAUUGGAGAGAAAAGCUGGCGCUGCAACAUGUCAAAUCUCUUUUCUCAAAAGAGGUCAUUGAUGUAAUUGCAGCCAACACGAAUGACAUGGGGCCUUUGAGCCUUGAUUACUUCAGAAAAAACAAUUUGUCAGCUUCAUGGAAAGUCAUUGGGGAAAAGACUUCAAUUACAGAUAAGAUAAAUUUUACAGCUGUAGAUGCUAGACAAGAGACACCUCAGGUUAAAGUGGAUGUAUCUUCAGGUGAUCAUGCUCAACUUGUUGAUCUUGCAAAACUAGCCCGACGGCAAUUAAGAGAGAAGAGACGCGAAAAGCGUGCAAAUGAGUUGGUACAACGGGAUGAUGAAUCAAUUGUAAAGCUUGAAAAUGCAGCCAUUGAGCGCUCCAAAUCAGUUGACUCUUCAGUUCUGGGAAAAUACAGCAUUUGGAGGAAAGAAAAUGAGAAUGAGAACUCUGAUUCAACAGUGCGCUUGAUCCGGGACCAAAUCAUAAUGGCAAGGGUCUACUUAAGUAUUGCAAAGAUGAAGAACAAGCUUGAUCUGUUCCAACAAUUACAGACUCGACUCAAAGAAUCUCAGCGUUCAGUGGGAGAUGUAACUGCUGAUGCAGAUUUAUCUCAAAGUGCACCCGAGAAAAUAAAAGCUAUGGGCCAAGUUCUUUCAAAAGCGAGAGAGCAACUGUAUGAUUGCAACCUGGUGACUGGGAAGCUGAGAGCAAUGCUUCAGACUGCAGAUGAACAAGUACGGAGCUUGAAAAAGCAGAGCACAUUUCUUAGUCAGUUAGCUGCCAAGACCAUUCCAAAUGGAAUCCACUGCUUGUCUAUGCGCCUAACCAUAGAUUACUACCUCCUUUCUCCUGAGAAGAGAAAAUUCCCCAGAAGUGAGAACCUGGAAAAUCCUAAUCUUUAUCAUUAUGCUCUCUUCUCAGACAACGUCUUGGCUGCAUCGGUCGUCGUCAACUCUACUGUCACAAACGCCAAGGAUCCGUCAAAACACGUAUUCCAUCUUGUUACUGAUAAGCUUAACUUUGGAGCCAUGAAUAUGUGGUUCUUAUUGAAUCCUCCUGGAAAAGCCACCAUUCAUGUUGAAAAUGUUGAUGAGUUUAAGUGGUUAAACUCAUCCUACUGCCCAGUUCUGCGGCAGCUCGAGUCUGCUGCAAUGAAAAACUAUUACUUCAAGGCUGACCAUCCUACCACUCUCUCAUCUGGCGCUUCUAAUCUGAAGUACAGGAACCCCAAGUAUCUCUCGAUGCUUAACCAUUUGAGGUUCUAUCUUCCACAGGUUUAUCCCAAGUUGGAUAAGAUCCUGUUUCUUGAUGAUGAUAUUGUUGUUCAGAAAGACUUAACUGGAUUGUGGGCUGUCGAUCUACGUGGAAAAGUGAAUGGUGCAGUAGAAACCUGUGGUGAGAGCUUCCACCGGUUUGACAAGUACCUAAACUUCUCAAAUCCUCAUAUUGCAAGAAACUUUGAUCCAAACGCAUGUGGAUGGGCUUAUGGAAUGAACAUGUUUGAUCUUAAGGAGUGGAAAAAGAAAGAUAUUACUGGUAUCUAUCACAAGUGGCAGAACAUGAAUGAAGACAGGACACUUUGGAAACUUGGAACAUUACCUCCGGGGCUAAUUACGUUUUAUGGCCUCACACAUCCACUACAAAAGUCAUGGCAUGUACUUGGUUUAGGUUACAAUCCAAGUCUUGAUCGAUCUGAGCUUGAUAACGCAGCUGUUGUACACUAUAAUGGCAACAUGAAACCAUGGCUGGAGUUGGCGAUGACAAAGUAUCGAGGAUACUGGACCAAGUACAUUAAGUAUGAUCAUCCCUAUAUUCGCAGUUGCAAGCUAAGUGAAUGAACGUUAUAACCGUAAAUAGUGGAAACUCUCUCUCAGUCUCUUUCUCUUGUUCCUUGGUACCUUCAUCUGACAAGUCACUUAGGUUAUGUUUGGUUCAUCGGGAGGAGGUAUUCCCUUAUUUUUCUUUUACCAUAAUCCACAUUGUUUAUUCUUCUUUGUAAUUCAUUCAAUUCCAUUCCAUCAUUUCUCUCACCCAUAGUAACAAGGUAACAACAAAUUCCUUUGCCUUGAUGACCUGUAUAAACUUGAUACCUUAUUUUGUUUCAGAAGUAAGAUGUUGGACAUGAUUAGGAUUAAAUGUCCAAGAUUCUGUAUUCUUUGAACAACUUGCUCGCUUGGAUAGUGCAACGUGUAAGGGACAUGAUAUAUGAAUUGCUUGGAUCAUGAGCUUGUCAUGUUUUUAAUGAUCUUUCAGUUGAAUGAG
Messenger RNA from Prunus dulcis (almond), 2748 nucleotides. RefSeq names its product polygalacturonate 4-alpha-galacturonosyltransferase. NCBI's taxonomy places the organism in Eukaryota, Viridiplantae, Streptophyta, Magnoliopsida, Rosales, Rosaceae. Gene Ontology annotation, molecular function: polygalacturonate 4-alpha-galacturonosyltransferase activity. The transcript is spliced from 11 exons. The record is from RefSeq and is a predicted model, not a curated record. Bases 300 to 2324 code for a protein of 674 amino acids.